AUGGUCAAAGGAACCGAUGCCUUAGACACGGAAGGGGUCGAGAAUGUGCUGCGCAGCGUGGGCUUGGGCCAUGGCAACCUGAGGCACAUCGCGCGCAACUACACCCCGCAAUUGCGCCUUUUUCGGCGCAGCCGCUGGCUGGCCCUGAAGUUGGCUGGUGCCACCGGGGCAGCUUUGCAUGUGGGCUGCUGUGGCAUGGCCUCUGGGAUGCUCUUGGGAUGUUUGGGCGCUUUGCCUCGGCUCAGGCUUCGACAAGUGCGUCACAUUGACGAUCUCCACGAUCUGGACUCGUGGCAAGCUUUGGUGCUCUAUGUCGUCUCUGCUAUCUUUGUAGAGCUCUUGCUCCUUAGCAUUCGCGAUCCUCGAUGGGUGAAGCGUGGACUCCGGUAUGGUGCUCUUGUGGGCGCAGUGGUGGGCUGGCUUCGUGCGCUUGCUGUUGUCGACCCAGAUCGCCACAGCUUCAGACGCGUCUUCCAGAUGGGUGUUUCUGGACAGACGACUUGGCCCAGGCAUUGGCGGAUUAUGGAGAUCGGCCCAGUGGAGAAAGUGAACAUUUUCGCUCCGCAUGGGCCACGGUAA
Messenger RNA from Durusdinium trenchii, 579 nucleotides. NCBI's taxonomy places the organism in Eukaryota, Dinophyceae, Suessiales, Symbiodiniaceae. The record is from the annotation of a GenBank genome assembly.